GCGAAGUGCUACCACUGCAGCGCCCCCAAUCCUGGGCACCCAGGGUUCAGCGGAGGCCCAGGGCCUGGGCGCCGCGGCACCCCGCGCGGGGCAUGGGCCUGGGGCCCAGGCAAGGCCGCCGCGCCGCCUUGGCGUGACGGCCCGUCGCAGCCGCGUGGGCCAGGCGGUGGUCGCCAGCCCGCCGCCCCGCCGGCGGCGGCCGUGCUCGACGACCAGCAGCUGGAGCGCUGGGUUGCCAUGGAGGACGAGAAGUUCGCGCAGCUCGCGUCCGUUCUGGGCCAGUCCUUGCGCGACAGGAUCGUGCAUCGGCGCCGCCUUCGCGCCGCUGGCAUGGAAGAUCCCCGCGGCAAGGACCUGCCGCAGCCCGUGGUCAAGGCCCAGCGCGUGGCCCUCCAGGCGACCCAGCGCCUCGAGCGGGCGCGUCAGGCUGCUCAAGAGGCUGCAGAGGAGCUCGAAGCGGCCGAGGCGCAGCUCGUCGCGGCUCGCGGCGACCUGGAGCAAGCCAAGCAGGACGCCGCAGAUACCGCAGCUGGUGACCAGGCGGGACCUCCCGUUUCGGCGUCGACGUGGGACGACUUCGGGAAGCUGGCAGGCCUCGUCAACCAGCUCGCGGCCACCUGCGAGGACCAGUUGGCCCAGCUGGCGGCGGGCAACAAGCCGUCCGACACGGGGCACGCCGUGGCGCAGCAGAACAAGGAAGCUUUGCAGAAGCUCACCGCUGCUCUGCCCGCUGCGCCCCCUGCGCAGGCCAGCCCCCCGCGGCCGCUGAUGGAGGGCAGCCUGGGGGCCUGCCAGCUGACGUCGCCAUGGGAGCGGCACCAGCUGGAAGUUGUGCCGACACCGCGCAGCGGCUCCGCGACAAAGCAGCGGCUGCAGGACGGCUACGGCGUGAUGUCAGGAACGGGACCAGCCCGUACUAAGGCCAGAAUGUUCUUCGGGAAUAGCACACAGCACGGCCCGACCGCCCGCAAGUUCCUGGAGGAACACGGCUCGGGCUUCGACGUCGUGGGCUUCUGCGAGACCCACACGUCACCUGCUGCCGCCGAGCAGCAGCAACUCGACCUCCAGAAGGGCAACUGGAAUGUCGCGGUCACGCCUGGCACCCCUUCAGGUCGGCCCCUGGACGGCGUCGCAGGCGGCGAGAUGCUGGCGAUCAAGAAGACGUUGGCUGCCACCACCUUCGAAGGGCUCCGACGCGCGUGCCAGGCGGCUGGCCGGCCGCCUCCCUUCUUCGGCUUUGUCCCGAUGGUGUGGCACCUGCUGCAAGGCAACGUCCUCGUCGUGGUGGCGUAUCUGGUGCCUGGGCUUCGGUUUCGCGGAGCCAACCAGCAGCGGCUCGCCCCCUUGGCGGCCUUCCUCUCGCUCGCGAAGGACCCCUUCGUGAUCGCUGGCGACUGGAACGUUGAGCCGACCGACUGGGGCGAGACUGAAUGGCUGCAGCGGCUCGGGCAAGGGCAAGUGUACGGCUACGUGCUCGCCUCGUCGGGCUACGCCGAGCACGUCAAGGUGGUGGCGGAGCCCAACGUGCCGUGGCGCACGCACUGCGGGCUGGUCAUCGAGCUCACUUCCAGCAACCGCCGCUGGUACCACCAGGCGCCGGCGCUGCCUUCUGCGCCGCCCCUCCGCUGCCCGCCGAAGGUCGCCGCUGAUCCCAGCAGCCGCAGGCGGCGCAAGCUUGCGGCGCAGGCCAGCAAGCGCCGCGAGGCGCUGCCAGAGGAGCUGCGGGACUCCCACGACACGCUCCUUGCGGGGGCCGACGAGCCUGGCGGGCCAGCUGGGGAAGACGACCUCGGGCACGCCCCCUUCCCGCUGCCCGACUACACGGCUCCGUGGACUGGAAGGUGGCGCAGUGCUGGAGGUGGCACCUGGAGUUCUGACCAGUGCUGCGGAGACGCGCUCUCCGCGGCAACCGCCCCUGCGGCGGUGCGGCGCACGUCCAUGGAUGACGAUGUGGAUCCCAUGGGCGUGCUGGCAGACGAGGACGACGCUGGCUUCGCGGGGCCUCCUGAGCACGACCCAGUCCCUAGCAGCAGUCCGAUGACGGAGGUGAAGUCGGCCUUGCCGCUCGCCACCGAGGCUCGCGGCCGAGAUGACGGCGCGCCAGCUGACAUUGAAUACCUAGUGAGCUCCGAGACGUGGCCCAGGUGCGCCGCCGCCAUGCAGGCUUGGAAGCCAAGCAGCCAGCGGCCCGCCGACCAGGACCAUUUCCUGUUCGCGCGAGUGCCGCUCCCCACCGACCACGUCUCGCAGAUGCAUGCGCAGUGGGUCGGCAACCUUGAGGAGGCGCUGAUCCAGACGGAGCAGGGUUGGCAGACGCUGAGCACGUUGUUGGUCCGCCUCGUCGCGCUGCUGACUAACGGGUCCGACCCGCCGCAGCAGCGCGAGCGCGUCGCACGAGCUACUCCCUUGUUACGAGCUCGGGAGGGAGAGAACGACCAUCAUGUGUACUUCGGCCAGUCUUUGCAGGAGGAUGCGCAAGACUGUCGCCUUCGCGCUGGCAUUUUCUUGCAGCAGGAAAUGCCGAACUUGGAUGAUGCGCAGAGGCUGCUUGCCUGCACCGAGCAGCGGUGCCGCCGCCUCCACGGCCGCAGCCUUCACCGCGCCCGCCUUGGGCACAUCCGCUGGGCCAACGAGGCGCGGCAGCGGGGGCCAGGCAUUGUCCACCGUCAUGUCAGGGAGCCCGCGGCCGAGCAGCUGGAGACCUACGGCCUCGCCAGGGACGCCGACGGAGAUGUCGCGGCGAGGUCCAUCGCCCAACCCGACGCCAUCCUGGAGCAGAAGACCUUGCAUUGGGAGCGGGUGUGGAAGGACCCGACGUACGACGAGGCCGACCUUGUCGAGGCCCUCAACGACACUCUCCGACGCGCUGCUGACGACGGCCUGGACCCGAUCACGCCCGACCAGGUGCGCACGGCCAUGCGCCGCAUGAGUUCGGGCAAGGCGCGCGGCAUUGACAACUUGAGCCCCGCCGACCUGCAGCGCAUGCCCGAGGACGGCUUCGACGGCCUCGCCGCGCUCCUCAAUGUGCGCGAGGCUUCUGGGGUCUGGCCGUGGCAGCUAUCGGCGGUCAUUGGAGCCGCCAUCCCCAAGCGUGGUGGAGGGGACCGCAUCAUCGGCACGCUGCCGACCACCUGCAAGGUCUGGGCGAAGGUGCGAGCUGCUGCCACCGACGAGUGGAGCGACGCCCAGGCCCUGUGGUGGGACACCGCGGCGCGCGAAUCCCCCGCCCCGCGGGCCGCGGUGUGCCGCGCCUGCAUGGGCGAGUGCGACGUGGAGAAUGGGUGGUUCACCGCGACCCUCCUCCUCGACAUCAAAAAGUUUUACGACUCAGUCUCCUUCGUGCACCUGCUCGCUGUUGCUACGCAGCAGGGGUUUCCCGCGAUCGUGGCCGCGAUGGAGGUGCAGCUGUACGCAGGGCCCCGCCACUUGCGCCAGCGUGCCUGGCUUGGGCGCCGACUGCAGCCCGAGCGGUCAGUUGCGGCGGUCUCAGGCAACGGCGGAAAGCUAACCAAGGUCAUGCUAGGGCCUGUGAUUGCUCGCGCGCAUCGUGCGUGCGAGCGUGCGCAGCUGUGGACGUUCAUCGACGACGCGGUCAUCCGUUCAGUUGGCGCGAGGCAGUCAGUCAAGGCCGACAUCUACCAGGCCGCGGUUGCGCUCAAGCAGGGGCUCGACGAGGCUGGCUUCGAGGUCUCCACCAAGACUGUGCUGGCGCGCUCGCACCCCCAGCCGGGGCGGACCAUCGCUGGCGGCCUGGUGCGGCUUGGUGUGCCUGCCUCGUGCGCGGCGCACGCGGUGGACCUCGGCGUCGACACGACCUGCGGGCGCCGUCGGUGCAGGAAGCGCGCCCAGAAGCGCUUCCAGGCUGCCAAGGGUCGGCUGGGCAGGAUUCUCCGCAUGCGCAGGGAGGUCCGCAUGGCCAAGAUCACGAAGAUGCUGUGGGCGACGGGGGCGCAACCUCAGGCGACGUACGGCCGCCAGGUCGCUGGCCUCGCGCCCUCCCCGCCCCUGGCGCUGCGCCGAGGUGCCGCUGCCUCGGCUGUCGGCAAGGGCCCCGGCAGGUGCCUCACGUCGACCUUGGCGGCCUUGUAUGGGCAGCGCGACCCAGGGCUGGAGCUUCGGAGGCAGGUCGUCAGCCAGUGGUUCGAGCUCUGGCGCACCUGGCCUGAGGUCCACGGUCGGGCACGCCGCGCCUGGCCCCGCCUGCUCAAGGCCCUGUCGCAGGCAGGGCCGCAUCGCUGGCGGCGUGUCCGCGGGCCAGCUGCUGCUGUGAUCGCGGUGAUCCUGGACACCGGGUGGCGGCCCGAGUCGCCCCGGCGCUGGGCCCGCCUGACUGGGCCCAACGCGGUCGACGAGUGGAUCAUCCCUGGCCCCGACGCGGAGUGCUUCGCUGUCGCCGACGCGUCCGGGCUCCUGGACGACUUCAUGGCGGACUUCGCGAGGCAUGUGGCAGCGGGUGCGCUCGACCAGCGGGCGCAGACGGUCGUCAUCGUCAGCGGCGGCCAGCGGGCGAGGGAGCGCCAGCAGCAGGCAGGAUACGAUUCGGAGGUGACUUGCCAGCGCUGUGGCACUGAGAAGGAAACAUUAUUCCAUCGAAUUCGGAGUUGCCCGUGCAACACGGGCCAUGCAGAUUUUGACGCCAGCGAAUGCUUGACUGUGCGUGCGAGGGUGGGCUGGGAGCAAGACCCCGCCUUGUGGUUGCGGGGCGUCUGCCCCUCCGACCUCACCACGCCCGUCUUCGACGAGUGCCAGGCGGACUGGGUCGAGCACCAGGGCGAGCCGUUCGACAAUUGCAGGAUCGAGGGCGAGGAGGUGCUCGACGUUUUCGGCGACGGCUCGGGCGGCCCGCACGCAGCCGAUCCUCG
Molecule: messenger RNA, 4862 nt
Organism: Prorocentrum cordatum
Lineage: Eukaryota; Dinophyceae; Prorocentrales; Prorocentraceae
Source: the annotation of a GenBank genome assembly